Messenger RNA from Scutellospora calospora, 123 nucleotides. The record is from the annotation of a GenBank genome assembly. Lineage: Eukaryota; Fungi; Glomeromycota; Glomeromycetes; Diversisporales; Gigasporaceae.
AUGUCUGCUUCCACUUUGCCUUCAUCACCUUUCUUUACUUUAGUUUUAGCUGACCAAGAAACUGAACAAGAUGGCCAGGCGGAAGAAAUAAAACAGUACCUAAAUGAUAUCUUGAAGAAUGUG